Molecule: messenger RNA, 621 nt
Organism: Colletotrichum costaricense
Lineage: Eukaryota; Fungi; Ascomycota; Sordariomycetes; Glomerellales; Glomerellaceae
Exons: 1
Coding region: 1-621 (206 amino acids)
Source: RefSeq, a predicted model, not a curated record
AUGGGAGAGGGGAAACAUCCUUGUUGGCACCUGGCCAUUGUAAGAGGUUGGCGUCGCAACCCCCGUACCCCGUACGAAAACGAGGCCACGGAGAGAUGGCAAGUGACCGGACCAGCCAACGCAAGAUCUGGUAUUGGUAUGCUGGAUCAAGGCAGAGAGACCGUGGUGUCCCGAUUCAGGCAGUUCUCAUGUAAUGUGAUGAUGAAGGACAGAACUUGGAAGCGAGUCGGCAUCGGAGGAAUAACUGAGGUGCCUCGCCUUACUGAAAUACGAUGGAUGCAAUGGAUUAAAGUAGGCUGGGCAUCAUGUUUGGCCUUGGAAGGAGAUCGUGAGGGCAUGAGGUGCCUGCCUGUCUGGACAAGCGAACCAGAAUCAACAGCAAUCUGGGCGAGGCAGGGACUCGAUGGUAGGCAAGAAAGGAGGAGUAGGAGGUUGAGGUUACGUUCAGAAGCACCUGCCUCAGCAACGUGGACACGGCACGCCGCACGAAGCGCCGGCAAGAGGAAGGCGGCACACAAAAAACCAGGAACAGGAAGGAGCAGGAACAAGAUACCUCACGAGGGAGGCAGGAGCGUCGCAACGUGGUGGCUUGAUCUAGAAUCUGCGAAUCUGCCCAUGUAA